This is a messenger RNA of Caenorhabditis elegans, 1969 nucleotides long. RefSeq names its product Synaptotagmin 2 (gene snt-2). The coding region runs from base 232 to 1341 and encodes 369 amino acids. The transcript has 8 exons. NCBI's taxonomy places the organism in Eukaryota, Metazoa, Nematoda, Chromadorea, Rhabditida, Rhabditidae. The record is from RefSeq and is marked reviewed. Gene Ontology annotation, cellular component: cytoplasmic vesicle; membrane.
AGGAGCCGCGCUUUUGAAUGGAAAAACGACAGGAAAGAACAUUUUUGUGCUCCAAAAUUUUUUCAGACAAAAAAAUUCGAAAAAUCUGAAAUUUAAUUAUAUUAUUCACGAUUUUCGUACUAUGUAGCGAGAAAACACCCUAGAAACUCACUAUUUUAACUAUUUUUCCCCGUUUUUUUAUUUCACUGAUAACAUUUUCUCACUGAUACCGCCACAAUCAAUUAUUCAACCAUGUGGGCGACCGGAGCAAUCGUCUGCUCGCCAGUAUUCCGGAUUUUGUCGACGUGUUGUCCGAUUCGUCGUGGCGUGCCAACGUCGAAUGGGUACCACCCUCGCCCAAAACACGUGGACAUUGGAAAUGGCGCCGUACCAAUUCUAUCGUCAAAACCCAUCACUGUACAGCCUACAAACAGCGACUACUACGAACCAGUUAACAAUGGAACACUUCCUUUGUCUUCAAGUGGUGCCCUUAUAAAGCAGUAUGGAAAUAUUCACUUCCGAGUUGAAUAUGACUUUGAGCAAUCCAAGCUCUCCGUGACUAUCGUCAGUGCUUCUGAUUUACCCGCAAUGGACCGGAAUGGGAUGUCAGACCCUUAUGUUAAGGUGUACGUUCUGCCAGAGAGAAAACAGAAAUUUGAAACCAGAAUCAUCAGAAACACACUGAAUCCCACAUAUAAUGAAACGUUCCAAUUUUCAAUCCCGUUCAACGAGCUCCACUCAAAAACUCUCAUGUUGGUGGUAUAUGACUAUGACCGAUUAUCGAAGGACGAUAAGAUGGGUCAACUGUCCGUGCCACUGGAGUCAAUUGAUUUUGGAAUUACUACUGAUAUCGAACGACCUCUUCAGAAGCCCGAGAAAGACGAUGAGAAAGAAUGCCGACUCGGUGAUAUUUGCUUCUCCACUCGGUACCGACCUGCAACCGGUACAGUAACCCUUACGAUCAUGGAGGCCAGGAAUUUGAAAAAGAUGGAUGUUGGUGGUUCUUCAGAUCCAUACGUAAAAAUCUACUUACACCACGGACGAAAGCUGUUAAGUAAGAAAAAGACGUCGAGAAAGUACAAAACCCUGAAUCCCUACUACAAUGAGAGUUUCCAAUUCAAAAUUGAGCCACAUAUGAUUGAGAAAGUUCAUCUGAUUGUGUCCGUCUGGGAUUAUGACAAGAUGAGCAAGAACGACUUUAUCGGAGAGGUGACGUUGGGCUCCAAGCAUUUGAAUUUACCGCAGAUCACCCACGCGUGCAGCGAACAGUGGGCUGAAAUGAUGACGUCACGGAGGCCUGUAGUUCAGUGGCAUACGUUACAAGAACGGAUGGAAAAGGAGAAAAAGAAGGAUGAUGACUAAUGUUGAGAAGCGCUCCAUUGCGAAUUUCUUGAAUUUUUUCCGGGUCUCGUUAGGUUUUGACGUGUUUUCUGAAUUUAUCCGUAUUUAAGAUAAUGCGUUUGAGUACUUAUGGCGCUACAGUAAUCUAAACGUUUUUUUUUUGUGAAAAAAUCAGUUGACAGGUUUCUGGCAAUAGUUUUGAACAAAUUUCGUUCGUAAAACUUCCUAAACAGAUUUUGUGGAGCUUUCUAGCAAGUUUUUGAACAUGUUUGAGAUUACUGUAGCGCCAAAAGUACGUAUAUUUGUUGGAAAACUUUGAAAUUUUAGUACCGCUAGCUAAUUUUUUGAAAUUAUAAUUUUAUAAACUACUCGGAUUACUGUAGCACCGAAAGUACGCAAAUACCACUCAAAACAUAACAUCUUACAAAAAAUGCAGAAAAAACAAAAAAUCCUAACGAGACCUGGAAAAUCGAAAAAUUAACCAUUUCUCACGAUAAAUAAUAUCUUUGUAAAUUCAUAUCGCCCCCACUAUUUAGUUAUUUUUAGUCGUGCAUUUAUUUUUUUGGAUAUUAUAUAUUGCCAUUUUCCGGUGCAUUUUUUUGUAUAUAUUUGUUGGUUGAACGUGUAUCAUAAAUGAUGUCAUUGGAAU